Messenger RNA from Rhopilema esculentum, 2159 nucleotides. Lineage: Eukaryota; Metazoa; Cnidaria; Scyphozoa; Rhizostomeae; Rhizostomatidae. The record is from RefSeq and is a predicted model, not a curated record.
AUGGUUUGUGUUUCUUGCGGAGAAAUUUCUGACUUGAUUUGAAGAAAUUUGAGAGUAGUUCGGAUGCAGCGAAGUCCACGAUGGGCCCACGGCUUUGAUUUACUGCAAAAUAAAGCACAAUUUUAGCGACCAUCUUUUCUUGCAAAAAUGUCUGGAGCAAGCAACGGAAAGGCAAAAUUCGCAAGUUUGCUUCUCUUGUUUCAAGGGAUUUUGCUCAUUCUAUUUGUCGUUUUUGUGGACUACGGUGAUGAGCUGUUACCAUCGGACCCUGGCAGGUUGAAGAAAGUAAAAACUAGAGAACUUGGAGUUUUUCAAGAUAUACAUCUAUUGGCACUUCUUGGUUUUGGUCUUAUAUUAACAUUUCUCAAGAGGUACACAAAAGGGAGUAUGGUUCAUUCAUUCCUCAUUGUUGGCGUGGUUGUGCAAUGGGCAACUCUGCUUCAAGGAUUUUUUAAAAUGGAAAGGAGUAAAGUUCUCCUGACCAUUGAUAGAAUGAUCUCAGCUGAUUUUGCUGCAAUGGCCAUAUUGAUAUCAUUUGGUGCUGUUCUAGGGAUUGCCAAUUCAGUACAGUUGCUAACAAUUGCUCUCCUGGAAGCUUUAUUUUAUUCAAUAAAUGAAGGAGUUUGUACUACAAUUUUAUAUGUUUCUGAUAAUGGCAAAACAUUCUUUGUCCAUGUUUUUGGUGCAGUCUAUGGUGUAGUUGUUGCACGAAUGCUUUAUCGUGGGAGAGUGUUUCGUAAUAGUGGUCUUCUAUGCUCAUCAUAUAAUUCAGAGGUAUUCACUUUGAUAGGUACAAUGUUCUUAUGGGUUUACUGGCCAAGUUUCAAUUCCUAUGGUGCAGAUGAUAUUACACGACAAAGGGCAAUGGUAAACACAUUUUAUGCCCUUGCAGCAAGCUGUGUUGCAACAUUUGCUUUUAGCGUUUUGUCUAGCUCAGAAUCCAAGCUGCAUAUGGGUCAUAUACAGAACGCCACUCUAGCUGGUGGAGUUGCAAUUGGAUCUAUUGCACAAAUGAUAAUACAGCCUUGGGGUGCUGUUCUCAUGGGCUUGGUCGCCUCUCUUAUAAGUGUUAUUGGUUAUCGUUACAUACAAAGAAAGCUAGAACGAAGAUUCAGGAUAUUUGACAUCAGAGGUGUUUUGGCGAUCCACGGAUUUCCAGGACUGCUUGGAGCCAUAGCAUCUGUAAUUGUAACCGCAAUGGCCAAAUAUGGGACCUACAAGACCAGCCUCUAUCGCCUGUACCCGGCUGUUACACCAACAAGCAAUUCAACAGCUUAUAACGAACUAACGCAGUUUGAGCCCGACAUUCCUCCUGGCCUAAAUCGAUCACUUGGGCAGCAGGCAGCGUUCCAAAUUUCUGGCCUGUUUCUAAGCAUCUCGGUUGCAUUGCUUGGUGGAUUGAUAACUGGUAAGACUGAGCUCGGGGGACAUGGCAAAUCCGAAUAGGCAACAGGUUUUCCUCAAUGUCAUAUUGAAAGGAUAGCGUUUCCUCACCCUAGACGAAUUGUGAUUUGUUUAUAAUUAUAUAGUCAGAUACUCAAUAACUCCUUUAAGUGUAUGACACAAGGCUAAUUUGAUUAGCCUAUCCGGAUUUGCUAGUUUAGCCUUGAACUUGUUUUUAGUUUGUGUUAUCUUAGCCAUUGCACACCAGUUGCAGACCGGUUGUCGCUUGUUGCAUGUUAUUCCUGUGAUGUGCAACACACCUUUUUAUGCUCUCGCAACAGUUGCCUGAAGUAGGACUCUGUUCUACUUUCUGCAACGAUUGCCAGCAUUUUCAUAUCCAAUGCAUCGUGGAACAAUGUACUGUAUCACUAGCGUAAAGAGAAUAUCUACUGAAAUUUGUUUACUUUGUCGUCUCAGAGAAUAUAUAAUUUACCAUUUUAAAAAGUUUAAAUAUAAUUUUUACUUCCAGCAAGCUCUUAAGUCAAUGGUCUUCGCUUAAAUGAGGAAUAUACACAUUGUUUAGCUAUGUGUGCCUAGAUCAAAUUUCUAGGCUAUCAUCUGCUUUCUAAGUAACUUUAUACGAUUUUACCCGCGACCGUAUCAUCCAUGAGUCAUUUAAGUAUUUAUCCAUGAGUCACUUAAGCAUGAACGUAAUACUAGACCCAUUUCAAAACGCACAGAGAGCACUAUUCACUUUUCGAUGUCCGACAUGUAUU